CACAUGACUUCAGAGGGGAUGGGCAGAGGCGGCCAGAGGUCCCGCUUCACGCCCGGGGUUGUGUGUGAUGGAGGAAGAAAAGAGUUUUCUUCAAAACCAAUGUCAGGGUCAAGCAUCCAGCAUGUGUACGGCGCGCAGCACCCCCCCUUCGACCCGCUGCUACACGGCACCUUGCUCAAGGCCGCGCCCAAGGCGCCCACGACGCCCGUGAAGGCCAAGAGAGUCAGCACCUUCCAGGAGUUUGAGAGCAACACCAGCGACGCCUGGGACGCCGGCGAGGACGACGACGGGCUCCUGGCCAUGGCGGCCGAGAGCCUGAACUCCGACGUGGUCAUGGAGACGGCCAACCGCGUCCUGCGCAACCACAGCGAGCGGCAGGAGCGCCACAAGCGGUGGGAGGCGCCGGGCCCCGAGCCGAAGUCAAAGCCUUCGGCAGAGCCUCCUCCGGUCCCGAGCGGUGACCUCCGGCUGGUGAAGUCCGUCAGCGAGAGCCACACGUCCUGUCCCGCAGAAAGUGCCAGCGACGCUGUCCCUCUGCAGCGCUCCCAGUCUCUUCCACAUUCGGUGACGGUCGCCCUGGGUGGCACGUCUGACCCCAGUGCCGUCAGCAGCUCAGCGUUAAGUGAACGAGAGGCCUCGCGGCUCGACAAGUUCAAGCAGCUCCUUGCCGGCCCCAACACAGACCUCGAGGAAUUGCGGAAGUUGAGCUGGUCCGGAAUCCCGAAGCCAGUUCGUCCGAUUACCUGGAAGCUGCUCUCAGGUUACCUUCCUGCCAAUGUGGACCGAAGACCAGCCACUCUCCAGAGAAAACAGAAAGAAUAUUUUGCUUUUAUUGAGCACUAUUAUGACUCUCGGAACGAUGACGUUCACCAGGACACCUACAGGCAGAUCCACAUCGACAUCCCUCGCAUGAGUCCAGAGGCACUGAUUCUUCAACCCAAAGUGACGGAGAUUUUUGAAAGGAUAUUGUUUAUAUGGGCGAUACGUCACCCUGCCAGUGGAUAUGUUCAGGGGAUUAAUGACCUUGUCACUCCUUUCUUUGUAGUCUUCAUGUGCGAACACAUAGAGGAGGAGGAGGUGGACGCCGCCGACGUCUCCCGCGUGCCCGCAGACGUGCUGCGUAACGUCGAGGCCGACACGUACUGGUGCAUGAGCAAGCUGCUGGACGGUAUUCAGGACAACUAUACGUUUGCCCAGCCUGGGAUUCAGAUGAAGGUGAAAAUGUUGGAAGAGCUCGUGAGCCGGAUUGAUGAGCCCGUGCACCGGCACCUGGAGCAGCAUGAGGUGAGGUACCUGCAGUUCGCCUUCCGCUGGAUGAACAACCUGCUGAUGCGGGAAGUGCCGCUGCGCUGCACCGUCCGCCUGUGGGACACCUACCAGUCUGAACCCGAUGGCUUCUCUCAUUUCCACCUGUAUGUCUGCGCUGCUUUUCUGGUGAGAUGGAGGAAGGAAAUUCUGGAGGAGAGGGAUUUCCAGGAGCUGCUGCUCUUCCUUCAGAACCUGCCCACGGCGCACUGGGGCGACGAAGACAUCAGCCUGCUGCUGGCCGAGGCCUACCGCCUGAAGUUUGCCUUCGCGGACGCCCCCAAUCACUACAAGAAGUGAGCCGGGGCCGGCGCAGCGGGCCGCACCCCGCCGGGGGCCGUGGGUCCGGGGCCGAGGACAGGUCUCGCUGGGCAGCCCCGCUCUCCAGGGAGCAGGCCGGGACUGGGCGUCAGACGAGGGUCAGGGCCUGGCCGGGGUGGGGGGGCUGCUGCCUCUGUUUCCUGAGAUACCAAAGAGAGCCGGGGAGGGUGUUGGCCCUUCAGGGGCCCUGCCCUGGAGCGUCCUUGCCAAAUGCCCGCCUCCUGGAGCCACCAGGGCACAGCAGCCCGAGAGCCAGACCCUCUGGAGAGGCCUGCUGUCUGGUGCCGGGGCGGAAGGAGGUGGCCAUCAUCUCAUACCUGCUUUGAAAUGCAAAAAUCCUAUUCUGUUGAGUGAAAGAAAAUAAAACAUAGACAAGAACAUAGAAGUGAACUA
Neogale vison (American mink) is the source of this 2019-nucleotide messenger RNA. It is a transcript of the gene TBC1D22A, whose product is annotated as TBC1 domain family member 22A. Gene Ontology annotation, biological process: activation of GTPase activity. Lineage: Eukaryota; Metazoa; Chordata; Mammalia; Carnivora; Mustelidae. The record is from RefSeq and is a predicted model, not a curated record. Gene Ontology annotation, molecular function: GTPase activator activity. The coding region runs from base 4 to 1605 and encodes 533 amino acids. The transcript is spliced from 13 exons.